AUGCAACGUCAGAACGCUGCAAUCAUCUUAGUAAACAUUGCAUUGAUUUUUAGUGUCAAUUCAGAAGAUAAAUUCGACCUAGCAACAGUCUGUGUGCCCUUUGGUGAAGUUUGCUAUCUACAUCGUCCUUGCUGCGGCAAUUAUAAGUGCGACCUGACGGACACUUUGGGAAGAUUCAAGUGUCAGGAGAAAGUAAAAUUAGGCGAAACAUGCAGGUACACCGACAACUGCGUCGACAUUUUGCACUCAGUCUGCACGAAAAAAGAGUGUCAAUGCAGACAAAGUAACGUCAGAGUUAGCGACUAUGCCUGCGCGCCGCUCUUGAAUACCUUUUGUUGGAAAAACGAGACCUGCGCGCCGGAGAAUGCACUGUGCAUUAAUAAUGAGUGUCAAUGCAAAGACGGAUAUGUAGCGGAGGACGGCAAGUGUCUGCCAGUGACGAUGCAGCGUGCGCAAGUGUCAAAUUCGCGAAGUGCUCGAGUAGAAAAGUUUGCGCUUGUCCAACAAACACGAUUGCGACGAGUAGCAGAUUGUGCUCAGUGGCUCUGGGAGAAACCUGCGACUCUAAUCGAGAUUGCGGCGUCACUAAUUCUUGGUGUGAUAACAAUAAGUGUCAAUGCAGAGUUCAAUAUUUUGCCUACUCUAACAUCGAAUGUAGACUCCUGCACACGCAGAGAUACUCACACACCUGAUGAGGGAAAUACGUGCGUGGCAACGAGAAUCUUGUACUGUGAAAAAGAAGAAGAGUGCGUAGGAAUAAAUGGUGCCUGCAUUAACGGUCGUUGUCAAUGCAGAGCCAAUUACGUGAUGCAGGAUUCAAAAUGUCUGCCAUCAAAAUUGGCGGGACGAUGCAGAAUACAUUCAGAUUGCACCACAGUGAAUUUUGCUCUGUGUUUAAAAGGAGAAUGCACUUGCAGUGAAGGAUUCUUCGCUGUCAAUGCAAUAACUUGCGUAAGAGCUCUUGGUAAUACCUGCGAUGAAAAUUGUGCUAUCAGAUUCUCUAGUUGUUAUAAUAGAAAGUGUCAAUGCAAUCACGGUUACACGCAGUAUUCCGAGAGACAAUACAGUGCGACGGAACUAGGGACGACUUGUUUUGACAAAGGCACUUGCAAUCUGAUAAAAAACGCGUAUUUCUUUCAUAGUGAAUGCACUUGCAACGAAAACCAUAUUGAAAUUGAUGCAUUUACUUGCGCGCCUUUGCUCAACGCCAACUACUCCAAGAACGUGGGAUGUGCUCCCGAGAACUCGGUCUGCAUUGAUCAUAAAAGUCAAAGCGAGUUCAGGUAUCUGGAACUGCGAUGUAUAAUUGACGAGAACUGCAUUGACAUUCCCUACGCAAAGUAUUCUGACGCAGGAGAAUGCAUCUGCCGUAAAAAUUACGUCCGAACUAGCCCAACAACUUGGUUGCCCACUUUGGGAGGUAGCUGCUCAAGCAACAGGGAGUGUGUCGCUGUCAAUGCAGAGUGUUUUAGGAACCAAUGUCGCUACUCCCCAGGAUACACGCAGCACUCUGAUGACCUCUGCUUUCCUGUGUUCCUGGGUCAGAAGUGCGACAUUGACGAAGAUUGUGAUGAAAUAUCAAACGCUGAGUGUUCUCACAAGAGAGGUCAAUGCAAAGAAUGGUACAAAAUGUUCGACCGCAAGGUGUGCUUGCCUCUGAUUGGCACGCGCUGCACGGAACACAAAGAGUGCGCUGUCUACAAUUCUAAUUGCAUUGACAAUAAGUGUCAAUGCUUAGAGACCUUCGUUCCGCAGACUCAGUCCGAGUGUGUGACAACAGGAGUUGCAUUGAUUUUGGGCAUCAAUGCAGCUCAAACCGAUCCAACAACGAACUGUGUACAAUUUGGCGGAACGUGUGACCAGCAUCGUCGUUGCUGUGGUGAAAACCUCAAGUGCGACCAGUCGAUUACUUUCGGUAUAUACGAGUGCACAGAAAAAGCAAAAUUGGGCGACUCGUGUCGACUAGCUUUCCAGUGCGUUGACAUUCUGCACUCUGUAUGUUCGAAAAAUGAGUGCGUGUGUCGACAAAACAACGUCAGAGUUAGCGACUACGCCUGCGCCCCAAUCUUGAAUGGCUAUUGUUGGAAAAACGAGACUUGCGCGACGGAGAAUUCGCUGUGCAUUGAUAAUGAGUGUCAAUGCAGAGACGGAUUUGUAGCGGAGGCCAAUGAAUGUAUGCCAGGUGAGUCACACUUAAUUUUCCGAGACACUAGAGUCAUUAAAUCUGUGCUUGCAGUUAUAAUUGGAUCAAAAUGCAGUAACGAUGCAGCGUGCGCAAGUGUCAAAUUCGCAAAGUGCUCUUCAAACAAUGUUUGUGUCUGCUCAGAAAACGCGAUUGAAAUCAAUGGAAGGUUGUGCUCGAUACGUUUGGGAGCAACUUGUCAAACUAACGACAAUUGUACUGCCGUAAAUUCUUGGUGCGAUGACAAUAAGUGUCAAUGCAAAGCGCAACAUUUUGCCUACUCUGAGAUCGAAUGUAGACUCGCGUUCAUAGGAAUGCCUUGCAAUAAAUCAUGGGUCUGCGAUUUUCAUUUCAUGAACUCACGCUGCAUCAACAAAACCUGUCAAUGCUUACAAAAUUACAUGCUGAAGAACGGAAAUGAGUGCUCACCAGUGACAAGCUCGUAUUGUUCAACAACCGAUAAGUGCUUGGACGCUGAAUCUGUCUGCAUUGCCAGUCGGUGUCAAUGCAAACCUAACUACGUAAUGCGAGAGUUUAAAUGUCUGCCACAAGAAUUGCCGGGACGAUGCAAUAAAGAUUCAGACUGCUCCGAAGUGACUUUUGCGGUGUGUUCAAGAAACGAAUGCGUUUGUCUAAACGGAUUCUUUAAUGUCAAUGCAACAGCCUGCGCAAAAGCUCUGGGUGGAAGCUGCAAUGUCAAUAAAGAUUGUGCCUUCAGAUUCUCUCAUUGUUUUGAAAAAAAGUGUAAAUGCGAUCACGGCUACGUACAGUAUUCCGAGAGUCAAUGCAUUGCAAGGAUGACUUGUUCCCAUAAAAGCAAUUGUAGUCAGAUAAAAAACGCGCAUUGCUUUGAGAGUCAAUGCAGUUGCAAGGACAACCAUAUUGAAAUGAACGCAUUCACAUGCGCUCCGUUGCUCAACGCCACCUGCUCUAAUGACCUGAAUUGCGCCCCCCCGAACUCGAUCUGCAUUGAUCAUAAGUGUCAAUGCGAGUUCAGUUACUUCCCGAAGUCCAACUACGAUUGUGUCUUAAUGUACCUGGAACGGCGAUGCAGAGUUGAUAAGGACUGCAUUGACAUUUGCUUCGCAAAGUGUUCUGACGCUGGAAAAUGCAUCUGUCAUCAGAAUUACGUGCUCACUGGCCCAACAACUUGUUCGCCAACUUUGGGAGGUUACUGCGCAAGCACCAGGGAGUGUGUCGCUCUCAAUGCAGAGUGUUCCAGGAACCAAUGUCACUGUUCCCCAGGAUACACGCAGCACUCUGAUGACCUCUGUUUACCUGUGUUCCUAGGUCAGAAGUGCGACAUUGACGAAGAUUGUGAUAAAAUAUCAAACGCAAAGUGUUCUGACAAAAGAUGUCAAUGCAAAGAAGGGUACACAAAGUUCGACCGUCAGGUGUGCUUGCCUCUAAUUGGCGCGAACUGCACGGAACACAAAGAGUGCGCUGUCUACAAUUCUAACUGCGUUAACAAUAAGUGUCAAUGCUUGGAGACCUUCGUUCCGCAGACCCAGUCCGAGUGUGUGGCAACUGGCAUAGACAGUAUUUGCUACAGCAACGAUGAUUGUCAUGCAAUAAAUUCGCAUUGUUCAAGGUUCAAUUUCUGCGUCUGUAAUGAAAAUUACAUCUCGUUUGAAAAUACAUCAUGUGUUUUGAUCCUUGGAGCUCAUUGUUGGGAAAGCGUACUCUGCAUUACUCCUUAUUCUGAUUGCAUUGACAAUAAGUGUCAAUGCAGCCAAGGUUUUGUCCCAGGGCCGUACAAUGAUUGUGUAUUAGUCACGUUAGGCAGUGCCUGUGCAACAGAUCGUGAUUGUAAGAACAUACCAAAUGCAAUUUGUAUCGACGAUAAAUGUGUGUGCAAACCCGAGACAUUUGCAUUGACCCCGUCAGUCUGUACCCACUUGUUGAACACCAAUUGCUUGUCUUCCAACGAUUGCGGCAUCGACGCGUCGCACUGCUUUGAGAAUAAGUGUCAAUGCAAGCCUGAUUGGGCGCCACUCACUGAUAUCAUGUGUGUUAGACGUAAGUACAGGUUAUUUUAUUCGUUGUUCGUGAAAAAGACUUCAUAAAAUUGUUCUGC
This is a messenger RNA of Cotesia glomerata, 4259 nucleotides long. Its product is annotated as neurogenic locus notch homolog protein 1-like. NCBI's taxonomy places the organism in Eukaryota, Metazoa, Arthropoda, Insecta, Hymenoptera, Braconidae. The transcript is spliced from 17 exons. Bases 1 to 4248 code for a protein of 1415 amino acids. The record is from RefSeq and is a predicted model, not a curated record.